Molecule: messenger RNA, 4029 nt
Organism: Pungitius pungitius (ninespine stickleback)
Lineage: Eukaryota; Metazoa; Chordata; Actinopteri; Perciformes; Gasterosteidae
Product: NACHT, LRR and PYD domains-containing protein 3-like
Exons: 8
Coding region: 1-2970 (989 amino acids)
Biological process (GO): intracellular signal transduction
Molecular function (GO): protein binding
Source: RefSeq, a predicted model, not a curated record
AUGGCAGGUGCAGAGAUUUUCACCAACUGUCAACGUGAACUCAAAUCCAACCUGAAGGAGAAGUUCCAGUCUGUGUUUGAGGGGAUCGCUGAAGCAGGAAACCCAACCCUUCUGAAUGAGAUCUACACAGAGCUCUACAUCACAGAGGGAGGGACUGCAGAGGUCAAUGAAGAACAUGAGGUCAGACAGAUUGAAACAGCAUCCAGGAGACCAGCCAGACCUGAAACAACCAUCAGACGAGAAGACCUCUUCAAAGCCUCAGCUGGAAGGAAGAAACCAGUCAGAACAGUGAUGACUAAGGGAGUGGCUGGCAUUGGGAAAACAGUCUUAACACAGAAGUUCACUCUGGACUGGGCUGAAGACAAAGACCACCAGGACAUACAGUUCACAUUUCCAUUCACCUUCAGAGAGCUGAAUGUGCUGAAGAAGAAGUUCAGCUUGGUGGGACUUGUUCAUCACUUCUUCAGUGAAACCAGAGCAGCAGGAAUCUGCAGGUUUGAGAAGUUCCAGGUUGUGUUCAUCUUUGACGGUCUGGAUGAGUGUCGACUUCCUCUGGACUUCCACAACAAUGAGAUCCUGACUGAUGUCACAGAGUCCUCCUCAGUGGAUGUGCUCCUCACAAACCUCAUCAGUGGGAAGCUGCUUCCCUCUGCUCGCCUCUGGAUAACCACACGACCUGCAGCAGCCAAUCGGAUCCCUCCUGAGUGUGUUGGCAUGGUGACAGAGGUCAGAGGGUUCACUGACCCCCAGAAGGAGGAGUACUUCAGGAAGAGGUUCAGCGAUGAGGAGCAGGCCAGCGGGAUCAUCUCUCACAUCAAGACCUCACGAAGCCUCCACAUCAUGUGCCACAUCCCAGUCUUCUGCUGGAUCACUGCUACAGUUCUGGAGGAGGAGUUGAUGACCAGAGAGGGAGGAGAGCUGCCCAAGACCCUGACUGAGAUGUUCAUCCAAUUCCUGGAGGUUCAGUCCAAAGUGAAGAAGAUCAAGUACGAUGGAGGAGCUGAGAACGAUCCACACUGGAGUCCAGAGAGCAGGAAGAUGAUCAAGUCUCUGGGAAAACUGGCCUUUGAUCAGCUGCAGAAAGGCCACCUGAUCUUCUAUGAAUCCGACCUGACAGAGUGUGGCAUCGAUAUCAGAGCAGCCUCCGUGUGCUCAGGAGUGUUCACUCAGAUCUUUAGAAAGGAGAAAGGACUGUUCAAGGAGGUGUUCUGCUUCGUCCAUCUGAGUGUUCAGGAGUUUCUGGCAGCUCUUCAUGUCCAUCUGACCUUCAUCAACUCUGGUGUCAAUCUGCUGUCCACCUCCAUGUGGUUUAAAGUCUUUAGAAGCAAACCUAAACCCAAACGUUUCUACCAGAGUGCUGUGAACAAGGCCUUAAAGAGUCCUAAUGGACACCUGGACUUGUUCCUCCGCUUCCUCCUGGGUCUUUCACUGGAGACCAAUCAGAGUCUCCUACGAGGUCUGCUGACACAGACAGGAAGUUGCUCACAGACCAAUCAGGAGACAGUCCAAUACAUCAAGGAGAAGAUCGAUGAGAAUGUGUCUCCAGAGAAAAGCAUCAAUCUGUUCCACUGUCUGAAUGAACUGGAUGAUGCUUCUCUAGUGGAGGAGAUCCAGCAGUCCAUAAGAUCAGGACGUCUCUCCACAGAUGAACUGUCUCCUGCUCAGUGGUCAGCUCUGGUCUUCAUCUUACUGUCAUCAAAAGAAGAUCUGAAGGUGUUUGACCUGAAGAAAUACUCUGCUUCAGAGGAGGCUCUUCUGAGGCUGCUGCCAGUGGUCAAAGCCUCCAACAAAGCUGUACUGAGUGGCUGUAACCUCUCAAAGAGAAGCUGUGAAGUUCUGUCCUCAGUCCUCAGCUCCCAGUCCUCUAGUCUGAGAGACCUGGAUCUGAGUAACAACGACCUGCAGGAUUCAGGAGUGAAGCUGCUGUGUGAUGGACUGAAGAGUCCACACUGUGACCUGGAGACUCUCAGACUGAGUGACUGUAACCUCUCAGAGAGAAGCUGUGAAGAUCUGUCCUCAGUCCUCAGAUCCCAGUCCUCUAGUCUGAGAGAACUGGAUCUGAGUAACAACCACCUGAAGGAUUAUGGAGUGAAGCUGCUGUGUGAUGGACUGAAGAGUCCACACUGUCACCUGGAAACUCUCAGCCUGUCAGGCUGUCUGAUCACAGAGGAAGGCUGUGCUUCUCUGGUCUCAGCUCUGAGCUCCAACCCCUCCCACCUGAGAGAGCUGGACCUGAGCUACAACCAUCCAGGAGACUCAGGAGUGAAGAUGCUGUCUGAUGGACUGGAGGAUCCUCACUGGAAACUGGAGACUCUCAGGGUGGAGCCUGCUGGAGUCCGAUGGAUGACACCAGGUCUGAUGAAGUAUUCCUGUGAACUCACAAUCGACACAAACACAGUAAACGAAGACCUCAAACUGUCUGACAACAACAGGAAGGUGACAUAUGUGAAGGAGGUUCAGUCAUAUCCUGAUCAUCCAGACAGAUUUGACUACUAUCCUCAGCUGCUGUGUGGAACUGGUCUGACUGGUCGCUGUUACUGGGAGGUCGAGUGGAGCGGAUACGUUAAGGUAUCAGUGAGUUACAGAGGAAUCAAGAGGAAAGGAGUCAGUGAAGACUGUAGGUUUGGAUACAAUCAUCAGUCCUGGAGUCUGAUCUGCUGUGAUGAAGGUUACUCUGUGUGUCACAAUAAGACAUUUACACAGAUCAUCACCUCCUCCUCCUCCUUCUUCUCCUCCUCCUUCUCCUCCUCUGGUAGAGUAGCAGUGUAUGUGGACUGUCCUGCUGGCUCUCUGUCCUUCUACAGAGUCUCCUCUGACUCACUGAUCCACCUCCACACCUUCAGCACCACAUUCACUGAACCUCUUUAUCCUGGGUUCUGGUUCAGUUCUGGUUCUUCAGUGUCUUUGUGUCCUCUUCAGGACGGAGAGUCUCCUCCUGGUGGAGAACCUUCCUCUCUGCUCACCACAUAGUUCAGUCUGUACAGCUGAUGGAGGUCCAUGUGGGUGUAGGGGCAGGUGGAGCAGGUGAGGGGUACCUGAGCUGGUCUGGACUCUGGGGGUCCACAGCUCUCUGGGACUUGUGCUGUUGCAGAUGAACGUGUGAAAGAGCUCAGCGAGGUGUGUUUUAAUGUCUCUGUGCUCGAUGCUUCUGUGGAUGAAUCAAUAAUCAUCAUUUAGAUGUUGGCUCCUAAUUUAAUAGUUUAAUCUUAAUCUUUAUGUGUCACAUGUUCAAUAUAAAGGUCUCAUCUGCCCCCCCCAGUAUGAGACAAAUAUAUCAGUGUGAUAAAUUGUCCUUGUUUGUUUGUUUGGUUGCUAAAAUAAUGAAAGAAAGUGAUUUUCAAGAAUUGUUUGUAAUUACAAAAAUAAGUAAAAUAUGAACAUGUGAUUCUUUUUUUAACUUUAAAUCUUUCUAAAUGUUCAGUGGAAUUACAUCUAAUUUCACAUAAUCAGGUUUGUUCUGAACAAAAACCUUUUGAAAGCUUCAUCAAACCUCUGAAGAAGGUUAAAUGACAGAUAACAUCAUGUAAUUGUGUUUUUAUUAACGUUAUAUAAUAGUACAACGUUUAGUGCCUCCAUGUAUUACUUUGUCUUCACAGGAAUAGAAUUGUUUGUUUCUAAUGUGAAUAAAGGACUUUUAUUGGAAACAACAUGAGGUGCAGUGACUGGUCCUGGCCAGCAGAGGGACGUCACUGAUGGGAUUAAACCAGUAAACAGGAUUCAUAUUCCCAACAUGUAUCACAGUGACAAUAUAAUAAAGACCAAAUGUAUGAAUCUAAGUACUAGAAUCCUCUUGAAUAUCUACCAUAGAAAAGUCACAUGACCUUGUGUGAGCUGAAGGUCACCAGGCUUUUUCAUGUCCUCAGUCUCUAGGGGACAUGUCCUCACAUUUAUCUAUGGAAAACAGCUCUGAGAUUCAGUCAGAAACCCAUCAGCUCCUUCAAAGAGACAACCGGGACAUGAAGACACUUUGACCCAUUCAGAGGACAUCCUGAAUGUCUUCCACAUGUCUCACCAGCACAUGAAGACACU